AUGGGGACCGGAGAUGACACAGUUGAGAAGCACAAACAGAUACCCGACGAUUACAGUGAAGACUGCCUUCAUCUUUCAGUGUGGGCUCCGUCAGACAAUGGCGGCAAUCUAGCAGUGAUGGUCUGGAUCUAUGGUGGAGAUACCAUCCCUGGCAACAUGGGCUUGAUGGAUCAACGACUGGCCUUACAGUUGGUGAAAGACAAUAUUGCCAACUUUGGUGGAGAUCCAACCCGAGUUACCAUAUUUGGAGAAAGUGCUGGAAGCGUCAGCGUGAGUGACCACCUGGUGUCACCUCUGUCACGUGACCUGUUUAACAGAGCCAUCAUGUAG
This is a messenger RNA of Haliotis rubra (blacklip abalone), 330 nucleotides long. RefSeq names its product cholinesterase 1-like. Gene Ontology annotation, molecular function: carboxylic ester hydrolase activity. Bases 1 to 330 code for a protein of 109 amino acids. The transcript is spliced from 2 exons. Lineage: Eukaryota; Metazoa; Mollusca; Gastropoda; Lepetellida; Haliotidae. The record is from RefSeq and is a predicted model, not a curated record.